Yamadazyma tenuis ATCC 10573 is the source of this 909-nucleotide messenger RNA. NCBI's taxonomy places the organism in Eukaryota, Fungi, Ascomycota, Pichiomycetes, Serinales, Debaryomycetaceae. The record is from RefSeq and is a predicted model, not a curated record.
CCCUCCUUAGAAAACCAGUUCUUUCCUUCUAAUACGUUAAUUCUAAACUAUAUCGGGGGCAGCAAUGGCUUUAGUGUGCAAGGAAUCCCGUCGUCGCAGCUUCUGGCAUCCUUCAAAGACGUGGUGGAAAGCUACUGUUUAGCCCAAAACAUCUCAUUUAAGGUAAUGGGACAAGAUCCAAGCAGGGGGACCAUCUACGAAUUCUCCCGCUCCAGAAGGGCUACUGGAUACCUCAAGGAGGAUGUGUUAUACGUGAAACCAUCAAUGGGUGCAAAUUAUUCUGCAGUGGACGUUUCCGCGCUAUCAUCACUAGUUUGAAGAAUCUCAAUUUUUCACUUUGAUCUCACACCAUGUUUAAACAAGGUAUCACCACAAGCACACCUGUACUCAGGCGAGGUAUGGCAGCACCUCCAAGGGCUUCAUACAUGCUGUUAAUUCUGGUGCCUAGGGCCUACUCCGUUAAAGCCAAGUGGAAUGCUGUCAACAAAUCGAUUGACAAAAUCGGUGAUGAAAGCACAACCCAUAGUAAAAUUGCCCUCAAGCUCGUUAGAGCGCUUGGAGGCUUGUCAGUGAUUGCUGUGAUUUGCCUGUUGAUCUGGAACAGUCAGUUUGUGGAUCAACCAGCGAAACCAGAGGUCAAGUUGGGGGAUUUGCAACAGGAUAUAAGAAAGCAGUAGAAGAGGCGGUUUGUAAAUAGGACAUAGAAAGGGUGUGAUGUUCACGUUUCGGUGUAGGCAUUUGAACUGGGUUACUUCCAAUAUAAAUAUUAAACAUUAGUUAAAUCUGAGUACGGUUGUUGCAGCGAAAACGACAAGAACAGAAAGUACAAUUCUAAUUGUGGCCACAACCACACAACUCUCGUCUACUACAACCACUCGACCCUCACCCUCUAUGUCCACACGUCUCCCG